This is a messenger RNA of Athene cunicularia (burrowing owl), 1369 nucleotides long. RefSeq names its product homeobox protein Hox-D4. Lineage: Eukaryota; Metazoa; Chordata; Aves; Strigiformes; Strigidae. The record is from RefSeq and is a predicted model, not a curated record. Gene Ontology annotation, molecular function: DNA-binding transcription factor activity, RNA polymerase II-specific; RNA polymerase II cis-regulatory region sequence-specific DNA binding. The transcript is spliced from 2 exons. Gene Ontology annotation, cellular component: nucleus. Gene Ontology annotation, biological process: embryonic skeletal system morphogenesis; regulation of transcription by RNA polymerase II; anterior/posterior pattern specification. Bases 10 to 723 code for a protein of 237 amino acids.
CAGAAAUUAAUGGCCAUGAGUUCGUAUAUGGUGAACUCUAAGUAUGUGGAUCCCAAAUUUCCUCCUUGCGAGGAAUAUUUGCAGAAUAGCUACCUAGGCGAGCAGGGGGCCGAGUACUACAGUGCCUCGCAGGGCUCUGAUUUCCAGCACCAGGGACUCUACUCACGGUCAAACUACAGCGAGCAGCCCUUUAGCUGUAGCAAUGCCCAAGGCUCUGCCGUGCAGCCGCGGGGUCAUGGACAGGAGCAAUCCGGCCCGGCAAGCCACUUCCCCGGCCAAGCAGAGCAUUGUCCACCGCCUCCAAUGCCCAACUCGCGAGCCUGCAGCCAGCAGCCGGCCCUCAAACCCCCAAACGGGUCAGCAGUUAAGCAGCCAGCAGUAGUUUAUCCCUGGAUGAAGAAAGUCCAUGUUAACUCGGUGAAUCCCAAUUACAACGGAGGGGAACCUAAACGCUCCCGCACAGCUUACACCAGACAGCAAGUCCUAGAACUGGAAAAAGAAUUUCAUUUUAACAGGUACCUGACCAGGCGCCGCCGUAUCGAGAUAGCCCACACUUUGUGUCUCUCUGAGCGCCAGAUCAAGAUCUGGUUUCAGAACAGAAGAAUGAAGUGGAAAAAAGAUCACAAACUGCCCAACACGAAAGGCAGGUCUUCUUCCUCUGGUUCAAACCCCCAUUUACAGACUGGUUCCAAGGACCACCAGACUGACUUGACAACUUUGUAGAAGAGGUGAAAUUUUCCAUUUCAUCCUUUGCUUCUGACCAGUACUGUACAUAACUGACACUGCCCAAGCAGAACCUGCAUGUAGCAGCUAAGGACUCGAGAAAUUGUCAUCUUUCUUUAAGGUACUGUUGUACAAAGGAGACAAAAUGACGCUACUUUGGACUUUAUUUUAUUUGCCUCUGCUAGCACGACCUAAAAAAGAAAAAAAAAAGGGGGGGGAGAAAAAAAAAAAAAAAGAAACAUCAUGCAGGCAGUGGGAAUUGAGAAAAUAUUAAACGAGACCUUCUGUCCAUAAAAAGUAAUAAAUCAUUGAAAAUGAAACUGUCCUGUGUUUCAGUUUUGAAUUCGAAAGUGAAGGUUCGAUGCUUUAUUCUGGGAUUGUACUUUUAUUUGUCUUUAUCCCAUACAAUUUCUGGAGGAUGCAUUUGGGAAAGUUAAGGACAGGAAAUUUAUGGCAUAGUCUUUUAUUUGAACAUAAAGACUAGUAAUUGUGAACUUUUUGUGCUGCUUUACCGUUCUUGGUGUAAUGAAAAUACUUGCUCAUUUCCAUAAAGUCUCAGAAGGUGUGCAUAGGAAUUAAGUGAAAACGGGUUACUUUAUGUCCUGAUAGUGUUAGCGUAUUUAUUUAUUUGUUACGUAGAAGAGUG